AAUCGAGUCGGAUUCAGUGCAGUUUCGAACACGAGCGCGGCAGCACCAAUGUCCCAAGAUCGGUCUACACACUUUCUGGCCUGGCUGGCUAUCGGAAGUGCCCUGGCAAUGGCACAGGUGAGCGCCUAUUCAGGCCUGAUACCGCCGGAUCCAUCAAAUCCAGGCAGAUGCACUUAUCGGGGCGAUGUCUUGGAGUUGGGUGUCAACAACGGUAUCUCUCCCUGUCAGCGCCUGAUAUGCAACGAGGACGGCUCCAUACUUAUAGAGGGUUGCGGCAAACUACGUAUUGAGAACUGCAAUCGAGGCGAGCGCAUCCACCAUGGAAAACCCUUCCCGGAGUGCUGUAAGCUGAAGUACAAGUGCAAGCAGAUCGGGGCUGCGCCCUUCUAUAUUGAGCGGGAUACAGCCGAGCCGAUGAUGCAGUAGUUGCAGAAGCAGUCUGGGAUUCAGAUCACCAAAGCCGAGGAUGCCAUAGCUUUUCAUACUCAGAAAAUUUUCUAAUUUAUUUUUCAACUUCUGAUAUAUGUACAUAUGUAUUAUCAAUAAGCACCAUGGUUUGUUUUUGUUUUAUGUUGAUAUGUUUUGUACUCAUGGUAUGUGUGAAGUUAGCAAACCUACCUCGCAGGCUGGAGGUGGAGGUGUAAACGAAGCACCUUCUCAAUGAAACAGUUUGCGCC
Messenger RNA from Drosophila obscura, 677 nucleotides. RefSeq lists its product as uncharacterized. The transcript is spliced from 3 exons. NCBI's taxonomy places the organism in Eukaryota, Metazoa, Arthropoda, Insecta, Diptera, Drosophilidae. The coding region runs from base 49 to 426 and encodes 125 amino acids. The record is from RefSeq and is a predicted model, not a curated record.